Molecule: messenger RNA, 1197 nt
Organism: Etheostoma cragini (Arkansas darter)
Lineage: Eukaryota; Metazoa; Chordata; Actinopteri; Perciformes; Percidae
Gene: hoxc6a
Product: homeobox C6a
Exons: 2
Coding region: 488-1195 (235 amino acids)
Biological process (GO): regulation of transcription by RNA polymerase II; anterior/posterior pattern specification
Cellular component (GO): nucleus
Molecular function (GO): DNA-binding transcription factor activity, RNA polymerase II-specific; RNA polymerase II cis-regulatory region sequence-specific DNA binding
Source: RefSeq, a predicted model, not a curated record
CUGUAUCAUUCAAACUGCCCACAUUUAACAUCAAACUUCCUCCCUAAACAACACAUUCUUAAUCUUCAAGUAAAAAUGUCUCAUCCAGCCUAGCUUAUAGUGUGCCACUCCAACUCCACGUUGUGUUUAUCGGCAUUUAGCUCUAAUGUUCAAGCUCUGAGCUAAAAGCUACAGUUUCUCCUCAACUCCUGCCUCUCAAUUGGUGGAGAAUGGUCAGCUGACGUUGUCAUAUUGUCUCUCACCGAGCCAAGCCUCGGCUAUAACACUCGGGUUUGUGCGUCUUAACCGGAGAUUGAAAAUUAAUAAUAUUGAAUCCUCAAAGUAGCCCACAUCCAGUUAGAGAAGCUGAAAGUCACGGAGAAAAAAAGAAGACCUUGGAAAAGGUGUGGUUGGUUGACACAGACGGAAAGGAGAUUUACUGAGAACGAGAUUGAAAAGAGACCGAUAAAGAAGUGGGGAGAGUUGGAGAGAGGGUUACAGGCAAGGUAUGAAUUCUUAUUUCGCAAACCCGUCGCUCUCCUGCCAUUUAUCCGGUGGUCAAGAUGUUUUGCCUAACGUACCCCUAAACUCCACCACCUAUGACACAGUCAGACAUUUUUCGUCUUACGGUGCUGCUGUGACCCAGAAUCGGAUAUAUGCACCUUUCUACUCUCCUCAAGAUAAUGUCGUUUUUGGGUCUGGCAGGGCGCAAUAUGAAUAUGGAUCAAACGUGUUUCUUCAAGACAAGGACGUGCUCCCCAGUUGCAGACAAACAAACAUGGGACUCAAUACACAAAGCCACAUUGCUCAAGAGUACAGUUUGGAUCAAGGAAGAGCAGGAGCGCAGGAUCAGAAAACCAACAUCCCGAUCUACCCGUGGAUGCAGCGAAUGAACUCACACAGCGCAGGAGUGGGCUACGGGUCAGACAGACGCAGAGGACGUCAAAUAUACUCUCGUUACCAAACACUCGAGCUGGAGAAGGAGUUUCAUUUCAACCGCUACCUGACCAGGCGCAGACGCAUCGAAAUCGCAAACGCGCUUUGUUUAACAGAGCGCCAGAUCAAAAUCUGGUUUCAGAACCGACGCAUGAAAUGGAAGAAAGAGAGCAACCUGACCUCCACGGUAACUGGAAGUGAACAGACAGGAGCCUCUCCAGAGGAGGAGCGCAAUGGCGAAAUUGAAGAAGAGAAGGAGGAGGACAAGAAGAAAGAAUAGUU